CCAUUUGUAUUCCUUUAUUUCACCAAACUUGUUCCUUCUGCGUUGUCUGAGAUUUUCCAUUAAAGUGAAGAGCUCAAUCAACCAACUUUCAACAGAAGACGGACACAAACUUCGGCGAUUUUCUCCGCUCCAAGUUUGAUGGAAACAUUAACGGGUGCCCGGGUAGUGCCAGUCCAAGCUCCCCGUAGAAAGUUCUCUUCGCAUUUUGCAAAAUUAUCGUCACUAGAGUUGAGGCGGUAUCCUUGUAGGGGUCGUGUUAUGAUUAUGAACCCACCCAAAUCACUUCGUCCCAUAGCUGCUUCGGUUCAGCCACAGGAGUCAUCAGCUUUAAGUCACAAAAGCAACACUCUUCCUUCUAAAGAGGUCCUUGGUCUUUGGAAAAGUGCUGAGGCAGUCUGCUUCGAUGUCGAUAGCACGGUUUGUGUGGAUGAAGGUAUUGACGAACUUGCAGAGUUCUGUGGAGCUGGGACGGCUGUUGCUGAAUGGACUGCUAGAGCGAUGGGUGGAUCCGUUCCAUUUGAAGAGGCCUUAGCCGCAAGACUCUCUUUGUUCAAGCCUUCUCUAUCCGAGGUUCAAGAUUUUCUCCAGAAGAGACCCCCAAGACUAUCUCCUGGCAUAGAAGAGCUGGUCAAGAAGUUGAGAGCCCAUAAAACUGAUGUCUAUUUGAUUUCCGGAGGUUUUCGUCAGAUGAUCAAUCCUGUGGCCUCGAUUCUUGGGAUCCCGGAGGGAAACAUCUUUGCCAAUAACCUUUUAUUCGGAAGCUCUGGCGAGUUCCUGGGCUUUGACGAGAACGAACCCACAUCAAGAAGCGGAGGAAAAGCAACGGCGGUCCAACAAAUACGCAAGGCUCGUGGUUACAAGGCAUUGGCCAUGAUUGGAGACGGAGCAACCGACCUCGAGGCACGCAAACCAGGUGGAGCAGACUUGUUCAUAUGCUACGGAGGAGUCCAGCUUCGUGAAGCAGUUGCAGCCAAAGCAGACUGGUUGGUCUUCGAUUUUCAACAUCUUAUAAGCUCCUUGGAUUGAAGCCCUCAAGAGAAGCCAAAAUCACUAGAAUGGAAUCUUUGAUUCAUAUUAUUGCCAAUAACAUUUCGAUUUUUAUUUAGACAGAUUGUUUUGUAUGCUUCUGCAAAAACGACUUUGGAAUAAGAAUGUGGUUUGACAAUCA
Messenger RNA from Tarenaya hassleriana, 1168 nucleotides. RefSeq names its product phosphoserine phosphatase, chloroplastic. NCBI's taxonomy places the organism in Eukaryota, Viridiplantae, Streptophyta, Magnoliopsida, Brassicales, Cleomaceae. The record is from RefSeq and is a predicted model, not a curated record. Gene Ontology annotation, cellular component: cytoplasm. The transcript is spliced from 8 exons. The coding region runs from base 139 to 1026 and encodes 295 amino acids. Gene Ontology annotation, molecular function: magnesium ion binding. Gene Ontology annotation, biological process: L-serine biosynthetic process; dephosphorylation.